This is a messenger RNA of Heterocephalus glaber (naked mole-rat), 548 nucleotides long. RefSeq names its product interleukin 19 (gene Il19). Lineage: Eukaryota; Metazoa; Chordata; Mammalia; Rodentia; Bathyergidae. The record is from RefSeq and is a predicted model, not a curated record.
AUGAAGGCACAGUGUGCUUCUCUCUGGCUCCUGGGCACCACACUUGUCCUGUGCUCCGUGCACACCCCUGCCCUCAGGAGGUGCCCACUUUUCGUGGACAUGCAUCACCUAGAGGAGAGCUUCCAGGAAAUCAAAAGAGCCGUGCAAACCAAGGACACCCUACAAAUCAUCACCACCCUGUCCACAGUGGAGAUCCUGCGGAGCAUUAAGCCCACGGAUGUGUGCUGCGUGACCAAGAACCUUCUGGAGUUCUACAUGGACAGGGUUUUCAAGGACCACCAGGAGCUAAAGCCUCAGAUCUUGAGAAAAAUCAGCAGCAUUGCCAACUCUUUCCUCUACAUGCAGAAAACCCUACGGCAAUGCGUGCACAGACGGUGCCACUACAGCGAGGAAGCCACCCAUGCAACCAGAACUGUCCAUGACAACUACGAUUUGCUGGAGAUCCCUUCCGCCGCCAUUAAGUCUCUGGGAGAGCUCGAUGUCUUUCUAGCGUGGAUUGACAGGAAUCGUCGGGAAGCUGACCCUGUCUGACACCAGGAGCCUGUCCG